This is a messenger RNA of Caenorhabditis sp. 36 PRJEB53466, 4427 nucleotides long. The record is from the annotation of a GenBank genome assembly. Lineage: Eukaryota; Metazoa; Nematoda; Chromadorea; Rhabditida; Rhabditidae.
AUGGACAAAACAAAUGUGAUCGUUACGUAUGAAAACAUGAAAAAAGUCGCCCUCAACUACAUACCGAAAGCGGUUAGCUCACAGCCGACAGUUUGCUCCGAAUCUGUUCUUUUUCAGAUUAUUGACUCGAUCCACGUGGACAGACUGCCACAGAAUGAACAUCCCCUUCCCGGAGAUGUUGAAGGACUUCUCAUCGGAAAUCUGUUUGACCCAAACAUUUCGGAUAGAAGACUAAGUGAGUAAACUUGAAAUGAAACAAAGUGAAAGUUGAGAAUAAAUGUCUUAGGACAGUACGGAACGACGGAAGAACUGACACAGAAUCUGAGAAUUUACCGAAUGUUUCUGGGAUGUGAGAAGGCAUUCGGUUUGACACGUGGCGACACGUCUCGAGUGAGUAUUCUUUUUUGCGGGAAGACUCAUCCACACUUGAGACUUUCAGUUAUAUCCGCUAUUCUAUCGAACAUUGGACAAUCAGGAAGUCGUUUCCAAAGCGGACUUGUUCACGUACAUUUUACAAUGGCUUAUCUGCAAAUACCGUUUUUGGGUCAGUUGAAAACCGGCAAUGUUGUUGCCACGAACAAACUUUCAGGAAAUUCCGCAUGCCAGCUUCAUUUUCUAUCGCUACAUUAGCAUGAGAGCCGAAGAGUUUGGAGCUUUCGCCGAGUUCGUAUCCACUGACAACACAGAGCUGCAGCAGCUGGAACAAGACUUUGAGAAUAUCGCCAUAAAUCAGAAGGCGGUAAAGGACCACCCCCUCAUUCAUAACCUUAUUAUUACCUUUCAGAAAGAUCUUCCUUCCCUCGCAAACGUUCUCAGCAAUUUCUCAUUGCCCUCAAUGCUGAGCCAUUGGAAAAGACUUGUUCCUUCCGGGUGGAUGGCCGAGGAGCUUAUCACCCUCGAGAACCUUCUUGAUAAAGUUUUCGAGGAGAGAAACAGUGAGAAAUGUCUGAAAUUAUAUCUGGAGUCUUACGCCUUCACGGCGAACAUGCUUGAAAGCAUCGAACGCAUCAUCGAAUCGCGCCUUUCCCUUUUCCUCCCGGUACGCUUUGCUAAUUUUGGUGUAUGGUUAAAAGUUUGAGUAUUUCAGGGGAAGGCAAGCCGAUUCAUCAGACUAUUCGAUGAUAAUGGACUGCAGUUUGUAAUGAUGGAAGAUCUGGAAAGGUUUAAAACCUCAGACAAACGUUCAGAGGACAAGGGACAAUACUUGGGUGCUCUGGAGGUGUCUGAGCCUUACGACCGACUUCCAAAGGGAUUAUCGGUCAGUUUAUCAGAAGGCAUAUUGAAGUUAUAAUGAAAUCUUUGCAGCUUGUGAUAACUCCGAUCCUACGUGCGAAACACGCGGCAGUGCCGAUUGUCACCCAUCUUGGAAACCACUGCACUCUCUCCUCCGACGCGCUCUUCCUCUCGCUCCAUGACAUUAUAUUCGGAUUAAAAGUGUUCCAAAAGGUUAAACCCGCCGAGUGGAGAGUGGUAGAGGACAUGUUCCGCAAGCUGGAGGAGUACUUCAAUGCGAGCGUUGUGAGUGAACCUAAUUUUUGCUACUUUUGAUCAUUAACUCAUCAGCUGCAAUUUUGAGAACUCCAUCUAUUUCCUUACUCUCGACAAUGCGAAAUCUGCAAGACAGUUCGCGUUCGAUUACUUUGGUCCCUAUCACAAUGUUCCAGCGAAAGACGUUCGGAACGCCAAGUCGACCGGAUUCACUGUUCAGAAUCUGAAGAACGAGCUGAGCCAUUUGGGGCUCCUCGACAACUUUCCCGAUAUUGCCGACUACGUCGAGUUAGCUUAUAGGAAAGUGAUGAAGUCGAAGAAAGAGGAGCAUCUGCGCACUUGCGAUCUCUUCGACGCCGUGGAGCACUGCCAGCUCAUCUGCUUCUUCCAACGAUUCCCAAGAGUGAGUGACAUGUUUCUAGCCAUCCAAUCAACUAUUUCUACUUAAGUAUACCCAAUUCCUGCACAUUCAAAGAGCUUGCAAACGAGUCGAGGGCCUUGUGUGCUACCUUUGUAGGCCCACAAAUGUGAAACUGUUCAGUAAUACAAUGUGGAAUAAUGUUCCAAUCUCGGAAGUGAACGUCGAUUUCAUUCAUGAGGACUAUAAGCGCAUCACUGAAAUCACUGAUACGUAUCUGGUAAUCCGACAUUUGUUAUAGAUGGGAGGGAACUAAUUCAGCCAAAACAAAAAAUAGUUUGUGCGGAUGGUCGCGAGUUUGUUUACAAUUUCGAAAUGUAUACAAAGAGUAUGACGAUCUACAGUGGCGACUUAUCAAACUACGAUACGGAGGUGAUGAAUGAUCUGGAGAACAAGUGUUAUGAAAAGGGCAUCCUGUUGUCGCUUGUUGAUAAAAAGACGGCAGACGAGAUCACGGACUCGUUCGCCCGAUAUGUCAGUGUUCCUGCAAACCGAGCAAAGCUUUCUGGUUUCGAUUCGGUUAUUGAGUAUAUUAAUGACUUAGAGGUACGUUUGUAGGCACCGUUGCGGACCGUAAAAUGAAUAUUUUGUUUUAGAAACAGAAUCGGCUCUUGUGCUCGUCCUUCGUCCUCCGCACAGUGUCAACGGAGCUAACAGAGAGCGUUGUGCACAAGGCGGUGUUUGCUGAUGAAGUGUUAGCCGUACUGCCGCUUCUACUCCAAAAUCAGCGGAUGGACAGUGACGCGAAUCGGGAGAAGUUGAAAAAUUAUUGGCAAAUGAGGAAAACAAAUUACGGAUGUCACAUGAUCGGCAUGGAAGAGCUGAAAAAAGUGCUCGAAGACUUUGACAUCGAUAAAACAAGGAUAACGGUAAAGAGCUCCAGCCUCCAGCGGGAUUCAACCCUCUCAUUUUCAGCUGAUUCCCGACAUUCGAUUCACUGUAUCUGUGCAAAUACCGAUGCCGUUGCUGCCCGGAGCCCUGUACUUGAGAGGGUUCAGCGCCAAGAAAGAGCCAGUGAUGAGUGCCUCCAUGGCAACGAAAUGGGAACGAAGGGAGCAGUUGGAGGCACUUAAAAGAGCCGAAGAAGAGCAACGACAGAAGAUACAGGCAAUGAAAAUGAGUGAAGAAGCUCCGAAAGCGGAGCCAAAAACUGUGCUCGACAAGAGUAACCCCAGUACAUCGUCUUCUUCUGAAAGAGAGACUCCGCCGCCGCCCCAGAAAGUCGUAUUGAAGAGCUGCGACAAGUGCAUAAAGGCGAGUGACAAGUGCAACGGAGCACGCGCAAAACUGAAACAGUCGGAGAAGAGGAACGAGGAAUUGAAGAGUUCGGUGCGGAAAACGGAGAGAGAACUCAAGCGCAUCGAGGAGAACGAGCUGAAGAGACGGAAGAAUCGGGAGGAGAUUGAGAGGAAGAUUCGGGAACUGGAAGAGUUGGCUCACUUUGAGAGAGAAGCACUUACAGAGGUGAUUGCAGAAAGAUAGAUUCUCAGUCGGAAAAUGACAAAGACGUAGAUGAGCUAAAGAGGAGAGUGGUGCAAAUGGAAGCGGAACGGGCAGAACGGUUGGAAAAGAGGCAGAAGUGAGUAUUAAAUCCAGAAUAUGAUAUUAAAGCGCACUUUCAGACUGCAAGAGAAACUGGCAACAGUCACCGAUCCCAAGUACGUGGAAAAGGAGUGCGAAAUGCUCAGAAAAUCACUCAAUAAGGCCUCGAAGCGGAAUGCCAAGUAAGUUGGAUUCGAAUGGAUUGAAUAAUAAAAUACUUGUUUAGCCUGAAACAAGAGCACGGACAACUCUCGGUUCUGUGCGCGGAGAGACAAAGAACCGUCGAUCUGCUACUGAGCACAAUGAGCAAAACGGAGCGAACGCCGGAGAUGAAAGAGAUUCUUCUCGAACUGCACGGAAAGCUCAAUGACAUGUUGAUGAACGAUCCGAACGAUGAAGUGAAAGAGAAGAGUGAAAAGUGAGUGGAAUAGGGUUUUGGUUUCUUUUAGAGUCCUUUUUUGAUUUCAGAGUGCUCUCAUUGGUGGAAGAGCAAGGGAUCAAAGAGUUUAUAAAUCUAGAAGUGGACACAUUCAGGGCAAAGUCUGAGAAGUACUUCAAAGCUCUGGAAGCAAAUAUUUCGAUGAUCGAAGUGAGAAUUUUAUAAAAAGUAAUUCAAUAAAAAACUGAUAGUUUCAUUCAGAAAUCAUUCGAUAUCAAGAAAGAAGAGCUGCUAGAACUCCCAGAAUAUCCUACUUUAACUGAGGAGUUCAAUGCGAAAUACGCACGAGCUCAGUACCUGGAGAGUCUGGAAGAGUGCCCGAUCUGUCUGUACAAGAUGGAUGCGUCCACAAUGUCCAUCAUGAAGUGCAGCACGUGCCAGCAGAUGAUUUGUGAACCGGUGAGUGCGAUCGUUUGAAACUUAUCAACAUUUGAUGGUUUUCAGUGCAUCGAGUUGUGGUCGCAGACGGGAAAUCAGCUUUGUCCAUGUUGUCGUCGAUCCCUCUUCGACUAUGUUCGCGUGGGACGGGGACCCAAUUAA